GACGACGACGAUCGUACGGAAAUUGGAGAAGAGAAUGUUGAUGAAUGGAUGCAGUCAAAAACUGUCAUAAAACCUGAAGACCAAUUGGACCUUAGUGAAGUUGAAUUAAAAGAAGAAUUUACCAGAAUAUUAACAGCUAAUAAUCCCCAUGCGCCCAGCAAUAUUGUCAGAUACAAUUACAAGGAUCGAUCAUAUAAACAAAUUUCAAGUGUCGAUCAGCUGGCAAUUCACUUUGCCUUGGACGGAAAUCUUCUACACAAAGAUUCAGACGAGGCAAGACGUCAGAAGGCUAAAGCUGAAGCAGCAGAAGCUAAAGCAGUAUCUGAUGGUAAUAAGAACAAAUCUUUACAGUCCAAUUCAUACAUUAAUGAGAUAAUUAAGAUAAUCAAUAAAAGCAUUGAUGCUGGUACCGAAACGGAUGGCCAAGAUAAGAAAGAUAAGAAAUUAACUAAUCAGUUUAACUUUAGUGAACGAGCCUCGCAGACCUUUAAUAAUCCAUCUAGAGAAAGAGGAACAGUAACUGAGCCACCACCUAGAGCUAACUUUUCGGCAUCUGCAAAUCAGUGGGAAAUAUAUGACGCAUAUGCGGAAGAUUUAGAAAGACAGGAAAAGGCCAAAGAGAAAAAGACUACCAUCAUAAAGGAAAAGAAGGAAGAUUAUAAGAAAAAGAAGCUAACAACACUUGAUCUACAGACGGAUGAUAUCUCUAAGAUACACAAAGCUUCCAAAAUUGUCGAAAGAAUGGUUAACCAAAAUACGUAUGAUGACAUUGCUCAAGAUUUUAAAUACUGGGAAGACGCUGCUGAUGAGUUCAGAGACCAGGAAGGAACACUGCUACCACUUUGGAAGUAUUCUUAUGAUAAAUCUAAAAGACUGGCAGUUACAGCGAUGUGUUGGAAUCCAAAGUAUCAUGAUUUAGUUGCUGUGGGCUAUGGAUCAUAUGAAUUUUUGAAGCAAAGCCGAGGCAUGAUAUGCUUUUACUCUAUGAAGAAUCCUUCAUAUCCCGAAUACAUCUAUUCAACAGAAAGUGGAGUCAUGUGUUUAGAUAUCCACCCUGAACAUCAGUUUCUUGUUGCUGUUGGAUUUUACGAUGGUAGCGUUGCUGUUUAUAACGUUCAAGAAAAAGUGCAAGAUCCAAUUUAUAAAUCUACUGCUAAUAACGGCAAGCAUACCGAUCCAGUGUGGCAGGUUAGUUGGCAAAAAGAUGAUUUGGAUAAUCAUUUAAAUUUUUAUUCAGUUUCAUCAGAUGGGCGAGUGGUGAUGUGGACAAUUGUUAAGAAUGAAUUACACCAUACUAACGUUAUUGAAUUAAGAAUGAGUGAUAUUCCUACUGAAGGCCCAAAUGGGACCCAGUUGUUCAAUCUAGGCUGCGGCACUUCAUUCGAUUUCAGCAAGACUGUCGAUUAUAUCUUCUUAGUCGGAACGGAAGAAGGCAAAAUUUAUAAGUGUUCCAAAGCUUAUUCGAGCCAGUAUCUCGAUACCUAUGACGCUCACCAUAUGGCUGUGUAUGCAGUACGAUGGAAUUAUUAUCACCCGGACAUUUUCAUAUCGUGUAGUGCUGAUUGGACCGUAAAAAUUUGGGAUCAUACCCAUCCCAAAGAGCCUAUGUUUACCUUUGACUUGAAUAGUAGCGUUGGAGAUAUUGCUUGGUCUCCAUACUCAUCUACAGUUUUUGCUGCAGUCACAGAUGAUGGCAAGAUUCACGUAUUUGAUUUAAAUCUUAAUAAAUAUGAACCAAUAUGUGAACAACUUGUCGUUCAAAAGAAGAAAACGAAAUUAACACAUAUUGCCUUCAAUCCUCACCAUCCAAUAAUCAACACUGGUGAUGAUCGAGGAUAUGUUACUAGCUUCAAGUUAUCACCUAAUCUUCGUAGGAUUAGUAAGAGUAAGAAUGCGCCACCUAUGACCAAGGCAGAACGUAAACAAGCUGAAAUCGCUAAGCUGGAUAAGUUACUUAGUUUAGUUCGGGAAACCUCGAAGGACGAAUCAAAAUAA
Molecule: messenger RNA, 1995 nt
Organism: Trichoplax adhaerens
Lineage: Eukaryota; Metazoa; Placozoa; Uniplacotomia; Trichoplacea; Trichoplacidae
Exons: 23
Biological process (GO): cilium movement; outer dynein arm assembly
Cellular component (GO): outer dynein arm
Molecular function (GO): dynein heavy chain binding; dynein light chain binding
Source: RefSeq, a predicted model, not a curated record